Messenger RNA from Trematomus bernacchii (emerald rockcod), 4022 nucleotides. RefSeq names its product inter-alpha-trypsin inhibitor heavy chain 2 (gene itih2). Gene Ontology annotation, molecular function: serine-type endopeptidase inhibitor activity. Gene Ontology annotation, biological process: hyaluronan metabolic process. The transcript has 21 exons. NCBI's taxonomy places the organism in Eukaryota, Metazoa, Chordata, Actinopteri, Perciformes, Nototheniidae. The coding region runs from base 110 to 2947 and encodes 945 amino acids. The record is from RefSeq and is a predicted model, not a curated record.
CUGGGAGUCGAUCAGUUCAGUGGAUUUUAACCUUCAGUUUUCAGCUCAGAAGGACCGUCUGUCUCUCAGCGCUGUUUUAUAUGUGUGUGAGUGUGUGUGUGUAGGAAACAUGAGGCGUCUUCUGCUGCUCCUCGGGCUCCUGCUGCUCCAACAGGCCUGCUGCUUUGAGUUUGUGAUAGAUGGAGAAUGGGAGGAGGACGUGUCAGAUAUGCGGGAUCAUCGGGAGAGGCACAAGAGAGCCAUAUUGACCAGCGAGGAGCAGGAAGACUUUGAGGCGAUCCGUGGUGAAGACAUCACGGUGAAGAGCUACAAGGUGGAGAGCCGCAUCACGUCCCGCUUUGCCCACACCACCGUCCGGAGCUCCGUGCUCAACUCGGGCUCCAAGGCCCAGAGCAUCGGCUUCAACGUGCAGAUCCCCAAACGAGCUUUCAUCACUAACUUCACCAUGAAUGUGAACGGGAUCAUAUUCGUGGGCUCGGUGAAGGAGAAGACGGUGGCCAGGAACCUGUACGCCCAGGCCCGAGCCAGAGGCAAGGCAGCGGGCAUCGUCAGGGCCAAUUCCCAGGACAUGGAGACGUUUAAAACAGAAGUGCAUGUUCCUCCUGGCAGUAACAUUGAGUUUGAGCUGCACUACCAGGAGAUGAUGCACAGGAGGCUGGGCUUCUACGAGCACUCGCUGUUCCUGCAGCCUGGGAGGCUGGUGCCUCAGUUCCAGGUGGAUGUGUACAUCUUUGAGCCCAAGGGAAUCUCCAUGGUAGAAACACCAAACACCCUCGGAGAGCAGUUUGUAGGGAAUAUCAAAGUGACCUCGACCAAAGAGAAGGCUCAUAUUGUCUUCAAGCCAAACCUCCAGCAGCAGAGAAAAUGUGACAACUGCACUGGAAGCGCUAUAGACGGCAUCUUCACCGUCAGAUAUGAUGUGACCCGGGACGGCAAUGCCGGAGAACUACAGGUCUCAGACGGCCACUUCAUCCAGUUCUUUGCUCCCUCCAACCUCUCUCCUCUCCCUAAAAACAUCGUGUUCGUCAUUGACGUCAGCGGAUCCAUGUGGGGAGUCAAGAUGAAGCAAACAGUGGAGGCCAUGCAGGCCAUUCUGGAGGACAUGACCAUAGACGACCACUUCAGCAUCAUCGACUUCAACCACAACGUGCGCUGCUGGAACGAAGAGCUGGUGGCCGGAUCCUCCAUUCAGAUCGCAGACGCCAAGAGAUACGUCCAGAACAUCAAACCCAACGGAGGUACCAACAUUAACGAGGCUCUGAUGAGAGCUGUGCAGAUGCUGGUGAGGGCGUCCAAUCAGGGGCUCAUCGACCCCCGCUCCGUCUCCAUGAUCAUCCUGGUGUCUGACGGAGACCCCACCGUAGGUGAGAUCAAGCUGGGCACCAUCCAGAAGAAUGUGAAGCGGGUGAUGAGGGAGGAGUUUUCUCUCUUCUCGCUGGGCAUCGGCUUCGACGUGGACUAUGACUUCCUGGAGCGGAUCGCCAUGGAGAACAGAGGCAUGGCUCAGAGGAUCUACGCCAACCACGAUGCAGCAGAGCAGCUCCGGGCGUUUUACAGCCAGGUCUCCUCCCCCCUGCUGAGGAUGAUCCAGGUUCAGUUCCCGGAGGACUCGGUGUCAGACGUCACCCAGAACCGCUUCGAUAAGUACUUCAGCGGCUCGGAGCUGGUGGUGGCCGGGAAAGUGAAGCCGUCGGAGAGCAACACGCUGACCAGCUUCACCACCGCCCGCGCCGCCCGUCUGGACGUCACCUUUGAGACGGAGGGAGACUUCACGGAGCUGGACACGGAGCUGGCCAAGCAGCAGCACUCCUUCACGGGCUUCGCCAGACAGAUGUGGGCCUACAUCACUGUCAAACAGCUGAUCUCUGAGAGGUCUCUGGCUCCCACGGCGGUGAAGAAGAGGAAGAUCACUCAGAGGAUCAUGGCGCUGGCCGUGGAGCAUCAGUUCGUCACUCCACUCACCGCACUGCUGGUGGAGAGCGAGGACACCAACGAGAGGCUGCUGGCCGACUCCCCGAAGGACCCCAAACAUGGCUGCUGCUCAGGUGCAGGGUUCAGUGGAGGCUCUUCCUCCUCGGCGCUCAAUCCAGUGAAUGUGGUGUACCAGGCCCCCCCCUGGGUCCAGAUGACCACUAACGCCCCCCCCAGCCAGGCUGUCAAGGGCAGCGAGGAGUACGCCCUGCCUCCAAAGGUCAACUUAGUGGAUAACGACCCUCACUUCAUCGUCCACCUGCCUAGCAGCAACAUGGACGUCUGCUUCAAUAUCGACUCUGCCCCCGGACACAUCCUCAACCUGGUGACUGACACUGGAACAGGUUUGGUGGUGAACGGUCAGUUGGUCGGCUCUAAGCAGGCGCACAAAGGCAAACUGAGCACAUACUUCGGCACCAUCUCAGUGUACUACCAGCCCGAUGGAGUGAGCGUGUCCGUCGGCACCGACAGCAUCUCCAUGACCGACGGCCAGAGAAACCACUCCUUCACCUGGGGGGCCACGGCUAAAAUCUCACAGGAUGGUGUGAGGAUCUCCAUUGUGAAGAACUCUCAUGUGUCCAUCACGAUAAAUAAUAAUAUCCAUGUGAUGGUGUUACUUCACCGUGUGUGGACGAAAAAUCCAGUCGGUGUCGACUUCCUCGGUGUUUACAUUCCCAACGAUAACCAGUACUCCCCUCUGGUGCACGGACUCAUAGGGCAGUUUUCCAGAGAGCCUGAGGUGAGCGUGCACGACAUGCACGAGGGAAUGGACCCUCUGAAGAAGGAGGCCACGAUGGAGGUGAAGGGCAACACGCUGCUCGUCACCAGGGGCUGGCAGCAGGACUACAGGCGCGAUAAGAGGCUCGGAUCAAGCAUCUACUGCUGGUUCAUUCACAACAGUGGGAAGGGCUUCAUCGACGGCCACUACACCGACUACAUCGUCCCACAUCUCAACAGCUUCCUGCAGGCGCUCUGAGCUGCCAGAGACACGUUCAAGUACUAUGCUCAUCUAUAGGGCUGCACUAUUAAUCCAAAUGUUAUCCAUAUCAAAAUGUGGACUAGUGCAAUAUUAAAAUCACAUGUAGCACAGUAUUUGUUAAAGGCUAAAUAUGUGUUCUACAGAUUUAUAAAACAUAUUUGUUUGGUACAGAUAUCACACCAAAAUCAUUUAAUAUGUUUCAAUAUUAAGAAUCAUAAUUAGAACAUGACAAAUCUCUGUAAUAUUAUGAAUAAUGUUGCAAUUGCAAUAUUAUUCAUAAUAUUAGAGAUUUGUCAGUCAAAACAAGUCAUCUUUUCCAGAUCUUUCCACACUGCUAUUAACACCCAUUUAGAAAAAGUGAAAACAGGAGUAAAUAGAAAGGGAAGACGAUCCUUUUCCCCAUUGUGGUUUUUAUGAAUCUAUAUUUCCUGAUUUUUCUUUUUGUAAUUAUAAGAUGGUUGAUAUGGCCAAAGUCUAUAAAGCAUUUUAUAUUCAGUAAUUGUUCUGUAAAUUCAAUUAAUACACUGCAUCACAUUUGAUUAUUUUCUUUUAUAUACAUCAUAGAAGACAACACAAGUUAAAAGACAAAUACAUUAUUUUCAAAAUGAAAGCUUUAAGGUUCCUGAGGACAAUCAUUUGAGGUGUAACAGGUUUUAAGGUUAACGGAAGCAAAUGAAUGCCAGUCUGUGUUAAUUCAGUGAAUUAAUAAAAGGAGUAUACCAAAGAAAAAAAUACUUUUCCUGCAGGUUUUUACUUACAAUUCAUUUAAAAAAAGCUCACAAAUUACUGUGCAACCAGAAUUCUUUGUCCACCUUAUUUAAAAUGUCAUUCUCCUCCAUUUCUGCCCAAAUCAUGGAUAUAUAAUUGCAGGAUCUCUAUUGGUCGACACAUUUCUACCAUUGUACUGAUUUCCCAUUAUAUCCCCCAAUCCUAUUAUAAAUGUUUAAUUCCUAAUUAUAAAAAAGAACACCAUAAAGUCACUUUUUGUUCAAUUUAUUUGGACAAAAUGUACAUUUGCAAUGCUAAGAUCAACUUGAACAUCCGAUACAAAAUAAAAAACAAAUUGAACACA